UGUCAGCAAAGGACUUCCCUGUUACCAUGGUAAAGCCGCUGCGCCUUUAUUAUGGUUGAGGAGUACUUGCAUCAACCUAAGAGAAAAUUAAUAAGAAGGAAGUCUGCAGGCUGAAACCCUUCAAAUUAGCCUGGACUCGCCUGCAUCUGGUUCGGAACAGAGUUAAUCUCAGGGGUGGGAGUUUAGCCUUCCGGCGGACGCAACUCGCGCCUGCGGCUAACAGAAUAUCGCCAGGGGAGGGGCUCUGCGUGCGUUCCGCCCAGGCACUUCCGGCUCACGCGCCGUACGGAAGCGUGCCCAGCGCUGGGCUUGUGCUCCGUACGGAAGUGUGCUUUGGCGCACCGGAAGCCGACUCAACAGAGCUAUGGCGGGUUUGACUGUGAGAGACCCAGCGGUGGAUCGUUCUCUACGUUCUGUGUUCGUGGGGAACAUUCCUUAUGAAGCUACUGAAGAGCAGUUGAAGGACAUCUUUUCUGAGGUUGGACCUGUUGUUAGUUUCAGAUUGGUAUACGAUAGAGAGACAGGAAAGCCAAAGGGUUAUGGCUUCUGUGAAUACCAAGACCAAGAGACAGCACUUAGUGCCAUGCGGAACCUGAAUGGGCGCGAAUUCAGUGGGAGAGCACUUCGAGUGGACAAUGCUGCCAGUGAAAAGAACAAAGAAGAGCUGAAGAGCCUUGGCACUGGUGCCCCUGUCAUUGAGUCACCUUAUGGAGAGACCAUCAGUCCUGAGGAUGCCCCUGAGUCCAUUAGCAAAGCAGUUGCCAGCCUUCCACCAGAGCAGAUGUUUGAGCUGAUGAAACAAAUGAAGCUCUGUGUCCAGAAUAGUCCCCAGGAGGCACGGAACAUGUUGCUUCAGAACCCUCAACUGGCUUAUGCUUUGUUGCAAGCGCAGGUAGUGAUGAGAAUUGUGGAUCCGGAAAUUGCCCUGAAAAUUCUGCAUCGCCAGACAAAUAUCCCAACGCUGAUUGCAGGCAACCCUCAGCCAGUCCAUGGUGCUGGGCCUGGCUCAGGAUCCAAUGUGUCAAUGAACCAGCAGAAUCCUCAGGCCCCUCAGGCCCAGUCUUUGGGUGGAAUGCAUGUCAAUGGCGCACCUCCUCUGAUGCAAGCUUCUAUGCAGGGUGGAGUUCCAGCACCAGGGCAAAUACCAGCUGCUGUCACGGGACCUGGCCCUGGUUCCUUAGCUCCUGGAGGAGGAAUGCAGGCUCAGGUUGGAAUGCCAGGAAGUGGACCAGUGUCCAUGGAACGGGGACAAGUGCCGAUGCAAGACCCCAGAGCAGCUAUGCAGCGGGGAUCCUUGCCUGCCAAUGUCCCAACCCCUCGAGGCUUGUUAGGAGAUGCUCCGAAUGAUCCACGGGGAGGCACUUUACUUUCUGUAACUGGAGAGGUAGAGCCUAGAGGUUACUUGGGACCACCUCAUCAGGGUCCACCCAUGCACCAUGUCCCUGGCCAUGAGAGCCGAGGACCACCCCCACAUGAACUGAGGGGAGGGCCAUUACCCGAGCCCAGACCUCUAAUGGCAGAACCAAGAGGACCCAUGCUAGAUCAGAGGGGUCCACCCUUGGAUGGCAGAGGUGGGAGGGAUCCCCGAGGAAUAGAUGCACGAGGGAUGGAGGCGCGAGCCAUGGAGGCAAGAGGGUUAGAUGCCAGAGGAUUGGAGGCCCGUGCAAUGGAGGCCCGUGCGAUGGAAGCUCGUGCAAUGGAGGCCCGAGCGAUGGAGGCCCGUGCGAUGGAAGUCCGAGGGAUGGAGGCCAGAGGCAUGGAUACCAGAGGCCCAGUGCCUGGCCCCAGAGGACCUAUACCUAGUGGAAUGCAGGGUCCCAGUCCAAUUAACAUGGGGGCGGUUGUCCCCCAGGGAUCCAGACAGGUCCCAGUCAUGCAGGGAACAGGAAUGCAAGGAGCGAGUAUACAGGGUGGAAGCCAACCUGGCGGCUUUAGUCCUGGGCAGAACCAAGUCACUCCACAGGAUCAUGAGAAGGCUGCUUUGAUUAUGCAGGUUCUACAACUGACUGCAGACCAGAUUGCCAUGUUGCCUCCUGAGCAAAGGCAGAGUAUCCUGAUUUUAAAGGAACAAAUACAGAAAUCCACUGGAGCACCUUGAUAGGUGAGCAGACUUAAUCCCAUCUGAGUAGGACUAGCUCCUUGUCUGUUCUGGGUAUAUACUUUUAACCUUAACCAACAAGAUUUUUCUCUCAGCGGCCCUCAAUCCACUCAGCUAGUCUCUUCUUUACCCUUCAGUAGGUCAGCUCCUAUAGGGAUAGAGUAAAGCUAUACAAUAUUUGUUCAGUUGUUGAAUUGCUUAUAAUCUUUCCUAAUGACAAAAGUAAUGUAUGAUCAGUUUAAUAAAAGUAAUCAUAUACAGAAAUGUAGAAAGUGAAAGGUAAAAAGCCCUGUUUCCUCAAUCUCAUUCCCCAGACAAAACCUCUAAAUAUAGUUUGGUGUAUAUCUUUCUACAAUCAGUUGUAUUAUUUUAUUCCAAACUGCCCUGUCAAAAUGGAAAAAAUACAAAGCAUUUCAAUAAAAUGUGUAAAUAUUU
Symphalangus syndactylus (siamang) is the source of this 2533-nucleotide messenger RNA. RefSeq names its product cleavage stimulation factor subunit 2 (gene CSTF2). The record is from RefSeq and is a predicted model, not a curated record. Gene Ontology annotation, molecular function: mRNA binding. Gene Ontology annotation, biological process: mRNA 3'-end processing. Gene Ontology annotation, cellular component: mRNA cleavage and polyadenylation specificity factor complex. Lineage: Eukaryota; Metazoa; Chordata; Mammalia; Primates; Hylobatidae.